AGGUCCGGCCUCUUCGGCCUGCCCCCGUCCACCCCGCUGCCCCAGGCCGAGCACACCCCUGUCAACGGCUGCCAGGGUUCAGCCCCUGCAGAGGGGGACACAGAGGCAAUGCAGCUGGGGACGGUCCCCCCACCGCCCGCCUGCCCCGAGCCACCCCAGCCCCUGGCGCCGCCACCGCCUGCCGGAAGCCUGGCCCCGUUCCCGCCGUACUUCGAGGGCGCCCCGUUCCCACCUCCACUCUGGCUGAGGAACACGUACCGGCAGUGGGUGCCACAGCCGCCACCCAGGACCAUCAAGAGGACGAGGAGGCGCCUGUCCCGCAACCGUGACCCGGGCCGGCUGGCCCUGAGCCCCAUCUGCCUGCGGCCACGCCGCGUCCUCUGCGAGAAGUUCCCCGCCGCCGCCCCCGCCCCUGGCGGGCUGGCAGACGUGUCGUCUGGAAGUUCUGGCGAGGACGAUGACUGCAAGAAGUGUCCCCAGGGUAAACAUGGGCGUGACGGCCUGGCUUUUCUCGCCACCUGCCCGAGGAGCAGAACAGACUGUGCCAGUGAGUCGGUGUGGGGCAGCGACAGCCUGGACGAGUCCAAAUCGUCCAGCUCAGACACGUGUGACCUGUCCUCUGGCGAUGGCAUGCCUGGGCCGUCCUCGUCCAAGGAUGUGGGCCAGACGGUGCCACCCCUGACCGUCAGGCUGCACACUCAGAGCGUCUCCAGGUGCAUCACCGAGGACGGCAGGACCGUGGCCGUGGGGGACAUCGUGUGGGGUAAGAUUCACGGGUUUCCUUGGUGGCCAGCGCGUGUCCUUGACAUCAGCCUUAGCCAGAAGGAGGACGGGGAGCCCUCUUGGCAAGAAGCUAAAGUCUCGUGGUUUGGUUCUCCGACUACGUCGUUCUUGUCCACUUCAAAACUCUCCCCCUUCUCUGAAUUUUUCAAACUGAGAUUUAACCGCAAGAAGAAGGGGCUGUACCGGAAAGCCAUAACGGAGGCCGCCAGCGCCGCACGGCUCGUGGGCCCGGGAGUCAGGGAGCUCUUAACCCAGUGUGCGACGUGACGGGCUCCCGGGCAGGUCACCGACGAUGAGGGCAUGGCUGUUCUCCCGGAGCUUCUGACGCAGGGGGUGUCCUCCGUCCUCCAUGGCCCCUGCAUGCCUGCUGGCCGGCCGCGCGCAGAAACAUGCCAGGCCUGCCCGGCUGGACGUUUGUUCCCGUGACCCAGACUUCAGCUUCCCCAGCGUGGAGCCGCAGGAGCCUGGGGACGCCCUCGCUGUCACCUCGAGGGCUGGGAGGGUGGCCCUGGGCCCGUGGGCUCUGUGUGGGGCAGGCAGGGCCCUUGUCACCACACAGGCCCCCCUGCAGGCUUCCCGGGGGCUGAGGGGGGUCCUUCCUUCCCAGCCAUCAGGCGUGGGGUCCCCGUGCACUUGAGAACUGGGGAACCCGCCACCACCCCCCAUUCAUCCCACAGCUCGGCUCCCACUGGGCGCCCAGCACUCAGCCUCCAGCUCGCCCUGUCCCCAAGAUGCUGCCGGAGGCGCCUGUAUGUGUGCAGGUGACGAUGGCUGUCACUUUGAAAAGAGACUUAAACGCAGAGGAAAACACGCCACUCCUGUCUGUGACAGUUCCGUCCCCCUUGAAAGAGCCCAAAGAAGAAGGAAACAGCACGUGCCCGACUCGUCCCCCUUUCCGCGUGGACGAGGACAGAGAGCUCUGCGGGCCGGGGGCCCUGUUGGAGGACAGCCCUGGGGCGGGGUGGCCGCGUGGCCCGUGGGCGCCCCUCCUCCCCCGGGACCCGCCCCACCCUGGCGCUGCUGCGCAUGGGGCGGUGGGUCCCUCGAGGUCGCCUGGCAGCGUCCGCACAUGGGGAGCCCCGCCCUCGCUGCUCCCUCGGAGAGCCACCCCCCGACUGGACGGUGGCGGUGGCCUCCCCUUUCCUGCUGUGACUGGAACGCGCUGUGUCGUGAGGUGUCACCGCCCCAGGGAGGACUGCUCCUGGCCAGGGGCUGUGUGCGUGGUGGGGCUCCCCUCCUCAGCGUCCUGGGGUCCCGGCUGGCCUCUGGGGCAGGGUGCACAGGUUGUAGCUGUCAAAUACGGCAGCAGCAGAGCCCUUUCUGAGACCCCCAGGGGCCAACCCAGUCCAGGCCCCUCAGCCCGAGACCCCUCAGUGUCCAUGGGUGGGAGGGGGACCUCGAGUGAGUCCAGGGAGGGGGCUUCGGAGGGAGGAGAGGUGUUCUGCCCUUCCUCUGCCACCUGCCCGGGCCCUCCUCGCCCCGCUGCCGCGUGGGUCCGGCAGAGCCAGGGCCCCAGCUCGGGCCAGGCAGGAAGGGCCAGCCAGAGCCCACUCCGAGUGACAGCUCGCAGCUGCCCAGAGGCCGCCCUGCCUCGGAGCCGGGCUGGAAGGCCUGUGUCCUGGGCAGCUCCUUUGGGAGCAGGGGCUGCUCUGGGGCGUCCCCUGUGAGCUGCUUGGACAAACGUAUCACAGACAGAGCGAUCUCGAUCAGGUUCCCGGAGGCGGACAGCGUGCAGCCCCUUUGGGUCGAGGGGCGGGGCCAGCCGGUCAGGCGUGAGGAUGGCAGCAGCACAGGGGUGGGGACCCAGCAUCCUCGGACCAGCCCCAGGGGCCGUGAGGGCUCCUGCAGGGUUCACGGCAGGCUCCGCCCAGAGGAGCCCCGGACCGACCCAGCCAGCACACUCCUGAGGGCCGACCUCGAGAUGCCCUUCAGGCCAGUGGGCUCCCCUGUCCCUCAGCCAUCCUGGCCUUGGUGGCCCAGUGCCGCCUCGUCCUGCUGGGUGCUCUCCUGUCCUGGCUGGGCCACAGCCGCCCGCCAGCUCCGACCCCCGGGACAGGCUGGCCUCGCUGAAGCCCUCAGGUGGGUGGGCAGCCGGGAGGGCUGCAUGGACCCGCUCCAGCUCUCCAUCCCACCCCCACCCCCGGCCGGGGACACUGGCCCUGGGAUACAGGGACAGACAGCGGUUCUAAUGAAAAGGGAAGGCAGCUUUUUUCCUUCUUUUUUUAGGGCUUUGUGACUGUUUCUUUAAGCAGCAAAUCAAUCAUGUUUCCAUGUCAAUUUGAUCUCGUGGUGCUCACGCCGUA
Messenger RNA from Pteropus alecto (black flying fox), 3086 nucleotides. It is a transcript of the gene PWWP2B, whose product is annotated as PWWP domain containing 2B. The transcript has 3 exons. Gene Ontology annotation, cellular component: nucleoplasm; nucleus. The record is from RefSeq and is a predicted model, not a curated record. Lineage: Eukaryota; Metazoa; Chordata; Mammalia; Chiroptera; Pteropodidae. The annotation marks the transcript as partial.